AUGGCGGCGCGGGUUUCAAUUUGGCGGGAAAGCAACGGGCGUCAUGGCCGAUGGCUGCCGGCUGAGCGAUGUGGUGAGCGGAUUCGGCGGCCUCAGCUUUGCCGGGAGAGAAGAAGAGGAGGAGGAGAACGACUCGAGAGGCAACGAGGUGGGGGGCAGCGAGGAGGAUGACGAGGAGGGAGCCUCGACGGUGUUCGGGCAGCUGGCGGAGUUGCCGGCAGAGCCGCCGGAUCGCAGGGCCACAUGUUCGCGAUGCGGGCGGCCCCAGAAGGUGUGUCUCUGUCCCUUCUUGCCGGCUCACCCCCUGGAGGUUUCCACGCGUCUCUAUAUUGUACAGCAUCCGGCCGAGGAAAGUCGCGUUCUGCGCACAGUGCCGCUGUUGGCGGCCUGCCUCUCCGCGCACGCCUGCACCGUGCUGGUUGGCCGCCGCUUCCCCGAGGACCGAUUCCCUGAGCUGGCACAGGUGUGUCGUAGCCCCAACACGCUGGUGCUGUACCCCGGGCCCGGUGCUGUCGACCUCUACGACCUUGUCGGCGCCUCCUCCUCCACCUGCGCUAGUGCUGCCCCUGAGAGUAGCGCCAUCCUCCUCGGCGCAGGAGAUGACUCUCCCGCCGCCGCCGCCAAGCCUGGAUGGGCAGAAGCGCUCGCUCCCUGCGGUGCCGUCGAUCCGACCCCCUUGGCAGAUGCCUCCCGCGUCCCGACCCCCGCCUCGGUGAACGGCGCUGUUCCCCUCUUCACGCUGGUGCUCAUCGACGGCACCUGGCGACAGGCCAAGGACAUGUUUGAGCGGAACCGCCUCCUGCACAUUCCGCGGCGGGUAAACCCAGCUGAAGUGGCACCGCCAACCGCUGCUCCUGUGGAGUUGCGGGAGAGCAGGGACAGCCAGUACGUGAUCCGCUCCCAGCCCCGCGGUUCGUGCCUCUCGACGCUGGAGUGUGCCGCCUUCGCCCUCGCCGCCCUCGAGCGUGACCCCAGCAUCCACGAGACGUUGCUACGACCGCUGCGGGGCCUCUGCUCGUUCCAGCUGGAGCACGGCGCCCGCGUGCACCACAGCAAGGAGCACCUCCUCCGCAGCGGCCUCUACGAGAAGCCGCUGCCCACCAACAAGCGCAAGCUCAAGCGCAUGCAGCAGCUGCUCUACUGAGGCGGAG
This is a messenger RNA of Lethenteron reissneri (Far Eastern brook lamprey), 1151 nucleotides long. It is a transcript of the gene DTWD2, whose product is annotated as DTW domain containing 2. The record is from RefSeq and is a predicted model, not a curated record. Lineage: Eukaryota; Metazoa; Chordata; Hyperoartia; Petromyzontiformes; Petromyzontidae.